UAUAAAUAGAUAGAAAACUAGGCAGACAGACUGACGACUUACAUGUAUUACACCCUACGUACUCAGUAAUAGGGAUUUUAACCCCACUGCAUUGAUGGGAUUUUCAUUACAAAUACAUCCAUUGGCAUUAGUUUGUUGUCUGAGAUUGGGGCUAAAGUUUGGACAUUACCGUUGAGUUAGUAAAUGACUGCGAGGCGGUAGCGUCACCGUGCCGAGUGCUGCGAAAAAACCCACAUCGGAUUGGACUCUCCUGGUUCCCCAAUUAAGUCGCUCAUUAGCGAGGGAGGAAAGAGAGGGGGAGAGGGAGACUGCGGGAGAGAGAGAGAGAGCGAAACAGAGAGAGCGAGAGAAAGCAGAUAGCUGCUCUUCACAUGAAUGCACCCAUCUUCUAAAGAUCAGAGUGCAAACAUGCUCUGGAAACUUGUGGAAAAUGUCAAAUACGAGGACAUCUACGAGGACCGGCACGAUGGAGUUAACAGCCACAGUUCGAGGCUGUCCCAACUCGGGUCGGUCUCCCAGGGACACUACUCAACCGCUCCUCCGCUCUCUCACACCCCGACGUCGGAUUUCCAGCCACCUUACUUCCCUCCUCCUUACCAACCUCUCCCUUACCACCAGAGCCAGGACCCUUACACACACGUCAACGACCCUUACUCUCUGAACGCCCUGCACCAACCCCAGCAGCAUCCAUGGCAGCAGAGGCAGAGGCAGGAUGUGGGUGCCGAGCCGAGCCUUCUCCAUCAGCCCCGGGUUCUACCCCAGAUCACAGGGCUGGACCCUCGCCGGGAUUACCCCGGCGUGCGCCGGCCAGACGUGCUUGUCCACUCCGCUCAUGGACUCGACUCGGGCAUGGGGGACAGCCUCUCUUUGCAUAGUAUCAGCCAUCAUGGAAUGGAAGAUAUCCAGGCUUUGGAUGACACGGGUACCACUGGCAUGAGUUUAUUGGACCAGUCUGUCAUUAAAAAGGUCCCACUUCCUCAGAAGAAUAUCACAUCUCUGAUGAUGAACAAAGACAAUCUCCUCGGUGGAAUCGCAAACCAUAACGAGGUGUUCUGCUCGGUGCCGGGACGUCUGUCUUUGCUUAGCUCCACAUCCAAGUACAAGGUGACGGUGGGAGAAGUCCAGCGGCGCCUGUCCCCACCAGAGUGUUUGAACGCAUCAUUGUUGGGGGGAGUCCUGAGAAGAGCCAAGUCGAAAAACGGUGGAAGGUCGUUGAGAGAAAAGCUAGAGAAGAUCGGAUUAAAUUUACCCGCGGGCAGACGUAAAGCUGCAAAUGUCACUUUACUAACGUCACUGGUGGAAGGCGAAGCCGUACAUUUAGCCCGGGAUUUCGGAUACAUCUGUGAAACCGAAUUCCCUGCCAAAGCAGCAGCCGACUACCUAAACAGACAGCACACAGAUCCCAGCGAGCUGCACUCCAGGAAGAAUAUGAUCCUGGCCACAAAGCAACUUUGCAAAGAAUUUACAGAUCUGCUGGCACAGGAUAGGUCUCCACUGGGGAACACCAGGCCCAACCCCAUACUAGACCCAGGCAUCCAGAGCUGUUUGACUCACUUUAGCCUCAUUACGCAUGGUUUUGGCUCUCCCGCCAUUUGUGCUGCUCUCACAGCUGUCCAGAACUACCUGACGGAAGCAUUAAAGGGACUGGACAAGAUGUUCCUAAACAACAACCCAAAUAGACAUACAUCUGGUGGGGAGGCAGGCACCAAAACUGGAGACAAGGAGGAAAAGAACAGGAAAUGAAAAACAUUCCUCCAAACUUUUUAUUUUCUGUAGCUUUAUAUAAAAAAAAUCUUCUAUUGACUUGGAAAAGACGACAACGCACAUAUUAACGGAGCAACACUGGGUCAACUGUUUGCAACCAAUAUGGACCUGGAUGCAAGACAUCAAGACCUUUUUUCUUGGUAUUUUUCCAAUUUUGCAAACAUUUUGACUUCCAUUUUCCGUCAGAAUGGCAGGCGAUUCCAAGAUCAGCUUGUGUGACUGCAAAUUCAUUUUUUAUAUAUAUGUUAUCAAAAUCCUCUGGUCCCAUGUUCAUUUCAGGUCCGAUUUCUGUGCACAGUUCUGCAUGUUAUGAGGAUGGAAACAUUCCAGCAAAAGAAAAUGAUGAUCAGGUAACAGAAACACUUAAUAGCGUUUUUUUUACCCCCACCCCCUCCCCGUGUGGAUGUGCAGCUUCAAUAUAGAACCUUUAAAGUUAUACUACCCAAGGCCUGAUGGUUCCCACACAACAUUUAACAUGGUGACAAUAAUGACAUGAAUCUGCUGAAUCUAACCCCAAGCAUAACAAUACAGGCAAUAGUGUGACUGUCCAUAACCUUCCAGUCAACAUGAAUCUAAACGGAGCUCUAACUAGAUAAUUAUUCACCCUCGAUUGCAGUUGUCAGAUCAAGUUCAAGGUGAACACCAGCACUGCAAAAAUAACUACGCAAAGCAGAAUGAGUACAGACAGAAGGUGAGUUCACUUCAAAGAGACGGGACUGAAAUCCAACAGAGAUUAAUGAGAAGGGAACAUUGCAUUAUAGGAACGGGCAGUGCUCCCCCUGCAUGGCGUAGGCUCUUUAAGACUUGGUACAUUCCGACACACCAUUUAAUGUAACUGGUCUUCCUUUCAGCAAUUGUUCUGAAUUUGGCAGCAUGUACUUAAACGCUCAGUACGACAGGAUGCACCGCCCCAACCCCCCAGAAACUAUUAGCAUUGUGAUCAGUCUUUUUCGAUUUUUUUUUGUAACGACCUCCCCCUUAUCCCUUGAAGGACGCUUAACCAUCGUACAAUCUCCCUCAGCUCAGGGGACAAGUGAGCAACGUCUCCACCCAAAACACUUUUGACCUCAGCUGAUGCAUUUUGGCAUUUUGGUCAGUUUGAACAUGAGCGGACACUGAAGGCACCGUCCAAACGCAAAGCCUCGACCCAAUGACUCCCUUGAGAAUUUAUACCAUAUUAAAUGUCGAUGGUAGAUUCUAGUACAAACACGACCCGAAGAUUCGCAGAAAGCACAGGAGCUGUACUCGAGCAGCUUGAUAUGGUUAGUUAGGAAGAAAAUUCAUUUGUUCGUCAGAAUGUCGCCAUGAACACAUGGCGAAGUUAUCACUUACAUAUAAAUCUUAAGAAUUGCAUCCGUCACUAUUAGUGAGCCAAUUGCUUUUACACUGUUUAAGAAAUACCCCACCGCAUUACUUCAUUAAAUUGCCAGCAUGCGUACUGAAAAAAGGGCUAUAUUUGAAAGAGAGAAUUGGUUCACGCGGGUCAGUAGACACUGGUCAGUAGACUCUGGAUUGAGAAUAAAAUCCAUGCAGAUUCUUAGAGAUGGGCUGUCUGGAUGUGCUGGGUGCCUCUCAAAUUGAAAGAGCGAGGUUAUUCUAAAAAUAGUAAAAUUCUUGUUUUUUAACCAUGUCGGUUGUCUGCAUUUUCUGGAAAGAAUAGCAAAUUACGUCCUCAUGACUAGGAAACAUUUAAUGGUUGUGUUUGUUAAGUAGCCGUUUCAAAUUGCUUCCCCUUUCCGUUCAACGGAACCGCGCUGUCCACGUAUCUCGCUUGCAUACAAUCUUGAAACAAGUUAAAUAACAACGUUGCAAGGGAAGGCAGCGAAGUUGAGGGUGACACGUCCGCACGAACAGAAAACAACGUAGUCUAACGAUAAACGUUGUAGGCAUUCUGACUGUUCCUCUCUCAUCCCAGGGGUUCCGAGAAUGAAUGUUCCAGUACCUGCAUUUCGACAUGUUUUUGAGAACAACUCUAAAUCUAUUUAGAAACAAUGCAUUAUUGUAUUAUUCAACAAUUUCGAACAUAUUUACACGUUACAACUGUUGCAAAGAGCUCUGAUCUGUUAUAUUGUCAUCAAAAUAGUCAUGGUUGUUGAUACGCAUAUCAUGGGUCUCAUCUUAUUAUAAUACGCAGCCAUUUUUCACAUUGCUGUAUCCCAAUGGUUGGCCAUCUAGCAGUAUUCCUUGUUAACUAUACGCAUAGGUAUAUUACUCGACUAAGUGAUAUUUUAAAAAAAUCAAACGUUUGGUAUUCUACAAAAUCAAUGUUCCUUUGAGAAUGAGUUUCCUUUUCACGUAUUUUCCUUGAUUUUCACUCUUUGCCCCAGGCCAUGCAUGUCAAUGGAAGAGUUACCACAAGCCGAACUGCUGCUCCUUGAGUCCACAGGUGGUAUGUGGCGGAGUAUUAUCCCCUGUGGGGAUAUAAACAAACCCAAGGCCCAGACUGGUUAAACUCAUCUGAUAAAUAGCAGGAAUGUUGAAAUCCUGGGAGAACACGGGUGUUAAAGGAAUGUUUAAUUGGUUUGUUAUUGAGGCACUUAGGUGAAAAAGCGACGAUUGGUAGCACAAUCUUGGCGAAUACAUAGUGAUCACGCUGAUUUAAAUUUCCAAGAAAAAAUCCUAUGUUAAAAUAUCUCUCACAAUACGAUCAGAGUCCCAGGGAUAUGGCAAUGAAAAAAAAGGAAAGCCCCAUUGCAUUUUGUUACAUUUUCUUAAGAAUUCUGCAGUGAUGGAAACAAAAAUGAAUAGGAUUGAUUUAUUUUGCCUGCUAUUUGUUGUAUUUUCACUGAUUUACGACUGCUUCUGCUAUUGAUAAAAAAAGUAAGCGGUGAUCAAUUCCAAAUCACGAGAUUAAACGGAUUACUUAAAGUUGACCCCUUGUCCACACAAUGAGAUCCACUCGCCCAGGAACAUAGGAACGUAGGACUUUGGAGCAGGAGACUAUCCAGAUCGUGGUUGAUCUGAUUGUGGCCUUAGCUCUACAUUUCCUUCGGUACCCCAUAACCCUUCCAACUAACUCCUAGCUAUCUUAGCCUUAAAUAAGUACAAUAACACAGCAUUCACUGCCUUCCGGGGAACAGAAUUCUACAGACGAACAGCCCUCCGAAGUAAAAAAAAACUUCCGAAUCUCAGUCUCAAAAGCAAAACCUUUUAUGCUUGAAUUGUGUCCCCUGGCUUUGGCCCCACCACAAGAAGAACCAUCCACCUUGUAUCCAGCCUACUGAGUCCUCUCGGGAUCUUAUGUGUUUCAGGAAGAUCACUUCUCAUACUUCCAAGCCAAUGCAUAAGCGCUCAAUUUGUUCAACCCUUCUCCAUAAAAUAAUCUCUCUAAUCCAGGAAUGAGUCAGUGUGCCUUCAUUUGACUGUGUCUAAAUUAUUUAUAUACUUCCCAACCCCCUCCCCCCCAAACUGUACAAAACCGUACUCCAUACUCCAAAUUUAUCUCCCCAAAACCCGGCGCUGCUGCAAUAAAAUCUCCCUUUUAUAUUCCAGUCCCCUUGCAAUUAAUUGCCUUUGCGGAAUUUCAUGUAGCUUAACCCCAUGUCCAUUCUCUAUGACUAUGAUAUCUUCCUGUUUGACUCUAAACUAAUACAACGUUGGUAUUUUGAACUGUUAAACUUGGGUGUUUAAACAGGCAGAAAUAGUCAUAGUGAAUUCUAGCACGGUAUUUUUUGUUAAGGCGUGACUCGCUUCCAUUCUAUCAAAGCUCCGCAGGACUGUGUCUCACUAAACAUGACCUGCAACAUUGUUGAAUAAGCAGGGGGAAUUUAGGUUUUAAAAGCGCAUCAAGCAGUUGUGCAUUAGAUUUGGGGACUGCAGAUUCCUGGGAUUCCGGGGUCAUUGCAGUUCAAAAGGCACACGUAGACUUGUUCAACCUCAUAGUUGAAGCCAACAAAGAUUAAAGCCAACUACAGCACAGGCUAGAGGGCAAUUGGAGCACGCUUAGUGAGCCUACCUCUGAGCCAGAAGGCCUGGAUUCAAGUUUCAUCUGCUACAGAGGUGUGUCAUGACAGGUCUGAGCAGGUUGGUUACAAAUGGUCAAGGUCGACAGUGGGAUGAACGUUCCCAUUUUAAGAAACAAAAAGCUGCAGGCAAAAUUAGUAACAAAGGGUCAGACUUGCCAACGGAGUCAGUGUUCAGCUCACCUUUAGCUGGCUGAAACCAGUUUGUUAUCUUUCCAUGCGCAAGCACGGACGUUUACAGCAUAGAAGGGAGCCAUUUGGCCCAUCAUGCCCGAACAUAGAUUAAAACCUCAUCUCGCUUUCCCUCUUCCGCCACUCUGACUUGUCAGAGAUCCAUGUUACCCUAUGUGUAAUCUAAACGUAGUUAGGCAUUUACAACCAAGAAAUGUUACAAGUUGGCCAAGAGUUAGAUUAAAAUUCCGAUCACAUUGAGCAUUUGACUAGAUGUGAAAACACUGCCUCUAAAAAGAAAGUAAUUUAAAUGAAUGGAAAACAUUAAUUUGUGGUGGUGUUUAGCUCAUUUCUUACAUUUGUAAAACCAACGACGAGCAAAAAUGUUUAAAAUUACCACUACCAAUGAGUUCAGAUUCAAGUAUCGAUUGAAGAGCAUGAUUUUCAUUUCAGCAUUAAAUUACUGGGAGGAAAUGUCACCCCGACUGAUUUCGAACCGUCUCAUCGUCGCUCCUAAAUUCCUCUUAACCAAACAAUGGAUCACUGACAGUUUGGACAGGUUAACUUAAUUUCAAUAAUCUUUCGUAAACGCUAAAAUGUAUCGAACAAACAUUUGAUGGUCAAGAGAUAAUAGGAACUGCAGAUGCUGGAGAAUCCAGGAUAACAAGGUGUGGAGCUGGAUGAACACAGCAGGCCCAGCAGCAUCUUAAGAGCGAUGCUGUUGAGCCUGCUGUGUUCAUCCAGCUCCACACCUUGUUAUUUGAUGGUCAAUUGUUGGGUAAAUCAGGUGUAAGCGUUACAGAAGGAACAAUUUCAAUUUCGAUUCUCGAUCUAAACAUUCCCGUUUGUCAUACCGUUCAAAUGAACAUUUGUCCCCCAGCCCCCAAAUUACAGCAUUUGACACUAAAUAUGCCAAAUUCCUAAUCUGCAGAGUAUGUAAAAAUUCCGGUUUGAUCCAUACUUCAUAACAUUUCAAUUAUCCUACCAAGGAGCGCUUUCUCCUGCUUCAUGUGACCAUAUGUUCCUGAAGUCGAAAAAAAGUACAAUUCUUCAUAAAAUUCUUAUUCCUUUAGGUUGGAUCUUAUGUUGAUAGAAAUGUGGUCUGAACUCAUGACCAUAAUGUGCCAAAACCAUGUAUGAGUAGAUUACGUAGUUUGGACCGUUCCCAUCCUUGUCACAUGCUAGAAAAAUGUUUUGACUCUGGUGUCUAGGUAAACUGAUUUUUUUAAAAUUACAAUUUCCAAACAAUGAUAUAACUUGGAACAUCAAUUCUGCUGAAUCUCCAAUGGAAAUCAGCUUGGAGGGGAAGGGCGGGUUGUCAUUGUCCAUGUUUGUAUAUAUUUAUUUAAUGUUAAUUUAAUGGGAUUGUAAAUAUGGUGAGCCAGUAGCGGGGUAUUUAUCUAUGAUUCCAUACCUCUGUGAGUGGGUUGAAAAUGCUUGACGCUAGAUAGUCCACUAUCUGAUUUCCGUUCACUAGACACAUUGUAAAGGUGAUGGGUAGAACCUGUUUAUUGUCCAGUUGUGGUCUCAUUUUAAGAAAAAAAAGUUGAGUACCUUGUGAUUUUGUUGUAUUCUAUUCAGUUUCAAUGUGAUGCUGCUUCACUUUUCAGACAGAUUAUGAUGCUAGGUCUGUCCACCUACUGGUUGUUUGAAUGAAAACCAAUUUGUCUUCAAGAAACAAACGAACACAUAAUAAACCUUGCUUCGGAAAUGAAA
Stegostoma tigrinum is the source of this 7613-nucleotide messenger RNA. It is a transcript of the gene tfap2b, whose product is annotated as transcription factor AP-2 beta. The record is from RefSeq and is a predicted model, not a curated record. Gene Ontology annotation, biological process: anatomical structure development; regulation of cell population proliferation; regulation of transcription by RNA polymerase II. Gene Ontology annotation, cellular component: nucleus. Bases 376 to 1743 code for a protein of 455 amino acids. The transcript has 7 exons. Lineage: Eukaryota; Metazoa; Chordata; Chondrichthyes; Orectolobiformes; Stegostomatidae. Gene Ontology annotation, molecular function: RNA polymerase II transcription regulatory region sequence-specific DNA binding; DNA-binding transcription factor activity, RNA polymerase II-specific.